GGAUACACUAAAUUUCCCAUGUCUAUGAAAACAUCGGUGCCGUGCACGUUACGAUCCUUUUUUGUCUGAGACAGAUUUGUGAGCACUGCAGUCUGCUUAAUAAUGGCUCCACGAAAGGGAAAAGUACAAAAAGAAGAACAAGUCAUUUCUCUGGGACCCCAGGUUGCUGAUGGAGAGAAUGUUUUUGGUGUGGCUCACAUUUUCGCUUCUUUUAACGACACCUUUGUUCAUGUGACUGAUUUGUCUGGAAAGGAAACUAUAGCUCGAGUCACCGGAGGCAUGAAAGUAAAAGCUGAUCGAGAUGAGUCAUCACCAUAUGCUGCUAUGUUGGCUGCACAAGAUGUUGCUGUUAGAUGCAAAGAAAUUGGAAUCACUGCUCUGCAUGUCAAAUUAAGGGCUACUGGUGGUAACCGAACCAAAACUCCUGGACCAGGUGCACAGUCAGCUUUACGUGCCCUUGCUCGAUCUGGUAUGAAGAUCGGACGAAUUGAGGAUGUGACACCUAUUCCAUCAGAUUGUACCAGAAGAAAGGGUGGUCGUCGUGGAAGACGUUUGUAAACAAUUUACAAAAUAUAAAUUACUAUGUAAA
Molecule: messenger RNA, 589 nt
Organism: Hydractinia symbiolongicarpus
Lineage: Eukaryota; Metazoa; Cnidaria; Hydrozoa; Anthoathecata; Hydractiniidae
Product: 40S ribosomal protein S14
Exons: 5
Coding region: 103-558 (151 amino acids)
Biological process (GO): ribosomal small subunit assembly; maturation of SSU-rRNA from tricistronic rRNA transcript (SSU-rRNA, 5.8S rRNA, LSU-rRNA); translation
Cellular component (GO): cytosolic small ribosomal subunit; ribosome
Molecular function (GO): small ribosomal subunit rRNA binding; structural constituent of ribosome; mRNA 5'-UTR binding
Source: RefSeq, a predicted model, not a curated record